AUGCGAAAAUGCGGCGAAAAGCGACUGAGAGAACUCUUCGAAAGUGGGUGUUGUGGGGUUAGAAGUCGACAAGCGGACGAGGGCGGCACGAUCGCCACAGUCGCCGGCAGUAGGGUAAACAUCGUGGGUCCACAUGGUCGUGAAGGCACCGGGCAUGGAGGGAGCAAUCGGGGGAGUGUUGGUCGUCGCGGCGGCACCUGUGGCGAGACAUUGAGCGUGGGUGGAGGAAGAGGAGACGACAUGAUGCAUGCUGUUGAAAUUGCAGCAGAUGAGGGAACAGAGCCUGAUCACGGAAUAUAUCUUGGAAUAACAGAAGAAACCAUCCCAGAAUGUGAGCAGUCAUUAAAGCCUUACCGGGGACAACAUUUUGAGAACGUAGAGCAAGUUGUUGAGUUUUACAAAAAGUACACACAAGAGAUAAAUCGAAAGCUUGAUAUUGGACAUAAAGUAUUCAUAAAAAACUGUGGAAAAAUAAACAUAGGAACAACAACAGCAUUCAAGAUAUUCAAUGAGAUCGGGGGAGGUGCAAAUAUGGGGCCUACAUGCGUAGAGUUCAGAAAUUGCAAGCAAGACGUAAAUGCAAAGCUUGAUGAAGCAGAUGCACAAGCAGUGAUAGACAAGUACGCAAAGAAGCAAGCGUUGUACCCAAGUUUCACAUUUGAGUACGAUGUGGACGAGGAAAACCAGCUACGCAGGGUGUUCUGGGCAGACCAAACGACAAAAACACAAUACAAAUGCUUCGGAGAUAUGGUGUCAAUCGAUGCAACGUACCGAACCUACAGGUACAAACUGGUAUUUGUGCCAUUCACCGGGAUAGACAACCACAAGAAGUGCAUAACUUUAGCGGCAGGCCUUAUAGCAAAGGAAGACAUCGCAUCUUACGUGUGGCUCCUAGAUGCUUUUAAACGAUGUAUGGGGCGCGCUCCAACAUGUAUUAUAACGGACCAAGACCCGGCAAUGAAGGAAGCAAUGCCGCAAGUGUUUCCAGAAACUAGGCACCGAUUCUGCAUUUCGCACAUAAUGACCAAAGUGGAGGAGAAGGUUGGUGGGAAAUUAGCAAAAGACAAAAAGUUCAUAAAGGAAUUAAAUGCAAUCGUCUUGGACAAAACCUUGGGACGUGAGGAGUAUGAAAUACAGUGGAACACAUUAAUAACAGAGUACAGCCUCGAAGAGCACAAGUGGUUCAUACAAAUGUACGAGAUCAGAUCAAGUUGGAUAGAGGUGUACUACAACGACGUGUUCGUGGGAGGGUUAAUGCGAACGACAUCCAGAUUAGAGUCAGAAAAUGGACUAUUUGGGGACUGCAUCAACACACAUGGAACAUUGUUAGAAUUCUUCACCCAGUUCAAAAGCGCAAUCGAGAUGCAGCGGCACAACCAAGCACGAUUAGUCGCAGAGUGCGAAACGUCUUACCCACCCAUGAAGACACCACUACAAAUUGAGAAACAUGCAUCUUCCCUAUACACCAAUACAAUUUUCUACGACAUCCAAACAGAGAUAUUAGAAGGAAGUAUCUCAUGCAAAAUAUCUAGAAAGGAACAAGCAACUGAUCACGUACUAUAUACAAUCCAAGAGGGAAAAAAGAAGAGCUUCACAGUACAAUAUUAUAAAGAGAAUGAGACAGUGAGAUGUUCCUGUGGGAAAUUCACUAGGGUGGGAAUAUUAUGCAAACAUGCGUUUGCAGUAUUGAAGGAUGAUGAUGCAGAAGUGAUACCGGAAAAAUACAUAAUACCAAGGUGGACACGGAAUGCAUAUGCACACAACCGGGCCAACGACGACAUUCAACAAGGAGGAUCAGACAAUACAGAAAUAGAAGAGAAGAGACUAACAGCUAAACUAUAG
Ipomoea nil (Japanese morning glory) is the source of this 1842-nucleotide messenger RNA. Its product is annotated as protein FAR1-RELATED SEQUENCE 5-like. Bases 1 to 1842 code for a protein of 613 amino acids. The record is from RefSeq and is a predicted model, not a curated record. The transcript has 4 exons. Gene Ontology annotation, biological process: regulation of DNA-templated transcription. Gene Ontology annotation, molecular function: zinc ion binding. Lineage: Eukaryota; Viridiplantae; Streptophyta; Magnoliopsida; Solanales; Convolvulaceae.